UGCUUAUGCAUAAUAGAGAAAGAGGAAUGGAAAGUGGAAGGAAGAAAGGGAAGGUAUGCGUGACCGGCGGUGGUAGUUACUUAGGGUCUUUAAUGGUGAAUAUGCUUCUGGAGAAAGGCUACACUGUUCACUCCACCCUCCGCAACCUUAAUGAUGAAUCCAAGAUUAGGCUUCUGAAAGGGUUUCCUGACGCAGAAGAAAGGUUGGUGUUGUUUGAAGCAGACAUAUACAGGCCACAGGAGUACGAGAGUGCAAUUCAAGGUUGCGAAAUUGUCUUUCACGUGGCUACUCCCUACCAACAUCAAUUGGAUUCUCAGUUUAAGAACACCACCGAGGCUGCAGUAGAAGGGGUAAGAGCCAUAGUUAGGCAUUCCAUUAAAUCGGGAACAGUUAGACGGGUGAUUUACACAGCUUCCGUGGUUGCGGCUUCUCCUCUUAAAGACGACGGAGCUGCAGGUUUCAAGGAUUUCAUUGACGAAACAUGCUGGACGCCUCUCGAUCUUUCGUUAGAUCUUCAUAAGGGGUACGUUAAUUCGAAGACAGAGGCUGAGAGAGAGUUAUUGAGUUAUGGAAGCAAUGAAAAUGGAAGGGGAUUGGAGGUGGUGAGUUUGGCUUGUGGCCUAGUGGGUGGGGACACUCUUCUCAGUUACACACCAUCGAGCGUUUCAUUGCUUUUAUCUCCGCUCCAAGACAAUGAAGCCACAUACCAGUCUUUGAAGUUCUUAGAAGAUUUGAUUGGAAAAAUCCCAGUUGUCCACAUUCAUGAUGUCUGUGAGGCCCACAUCUUCUGCGCGGAGACUCCUUCAAUUAAUGGCAGAUUCUUGGUUGCAAGCUCUUUUUCAUCAACUGCAGAUUUAGCAAAUUAUUAUCUUCAGACCCAUCCCCAAUUUCAUUUGAAGAAGUAUUUGGGAGGACCGAAAAGGGAUAUAAAAUGGGCAUCUACAAAGCUGACAGACAAAGGGUUUGUUUAUAAACAUGACCUGAAGAUGAUACUAGCUGAUUGCAUCAAAUGUGCAAAAAGGAUGGGCGAACUCUAGUCUGUUUUCUUCAUUUCAACUUACAUGAUAAAUUAUCUGUUUACUUUAUACCUGGAGAUGUGCUAUUUUAUGAAAAGAAAUUUGCUUAUUCUACACAUGUUCCUUCCCUGUCGGUCUCUCAUUCUUCUUUUUCAAAUAUUGAUAAGUACAUUCAAUUCACAA
This is a messenger RNA of Vigna radiata var. radiata (mung bean), 1199 nucleotides long. Its product is annotated as anthocyanidin reductase ((2S)-flavan-3-ol-forming). NCBI's taxonomy places the organism in Eukaryota, Viridiplantae, Streptophyta, Magnoliopsida, Fabales, Fabaceae. Gene Ontology annotation, molecular function: oxidoreductase activity, acting on the CH-OH group of donors, NAD or NADP as acceptor. The record is from RefSeq and is a predicted model, not a curated record. The transcript is spliced from 5 exons. The coding region runs from base 6 to 1037 and encodes 343 amino acids.